Aspergillus welwitschiae is the source of this 1683-nucleotide messenger RNA. RefSeq lists its product as uncharacterized. The coding region runs from base 1 to 1683 and encodes 560 amino acids. The transcript is spliced from 3 exons. Gene Ontology annotation, biological process: fatty acid metabolic process. Lineage: Eukaryota; Fungi; Ascomycota; Eurotiomycetes; Eurotiales; Aspergillaceae. Gene Ontology annotation, molecular function: NADH dehydrogenase activity; oxidoreductase activity, acting on the CH-OH group of donors, NAD or NADP as acceptor. The record is from RefSeq and is a predicted model, not a curated record.
AUGCUAGAAGGUCGGUCUCUUACGGAGCCUAUUCCUAGGAUUUUGAGCAAGGAGCAUGGUUCGGUGAAGUUCUGCAAAGCCAGUGUCUCGAAAAUCGACUACGCAAACAGGGUUGUUCACAUUAACUCGAACGAUAAAGUUUCGUUCGAUCUGCUUGUGGUUGGCAUUGGUGCAGAAAAUGCUACAUUUGGGAUACCUGGGGUCAAGGAACACGCAUGCUUCCUAAAGGAGCUUGAGGAUGCGCGUGAGAUUAGACAGCGUGUAAUAAACUGCAUCGAGCAAGCUUCUCAGGAGCAGAAUGACACUGAGCUUGAGCGAAAGUUGCACAUGGUGGUUGUCGGAGGUGGACCGACCGGUAUCGAGACUGCCGCAGAGAUGAGGGACUUUUUCAGAAAUGAUGUACAGAGACUGUUUCCCAAACUCUCCGACAAGGUCAAGAUAACCUUGGUGGAGGCUCUUCCUUUCGUUUUCAAUCGCCUCUGGGCAGCCAUUAAGCGCGAAGUUAUAACCAUCUUGGCCGAAGAAGUCUCCGAACCGAAUGAGAUCGACAAGAUCUGGGUUGAGAUGUUUCAGAAUGCGGCUGGGCCUUGUACCUUUAUGGAUCAGGUUGGCCUGGAUACUGUUGCAUUCAUUGAAGACCAUUAUAUCGAGGAGCGCCAAUUAGGUUCUACGUUGACCGUUGACUGGCUACGCAAAAACUAUGUCAAUCAAGGGAAACUGGGCAAUAAAAGUGACAAGGGCGGCCUCUACCCUCCUCAACCUGCAGUUAAUUCUUCGAAUCUGCCCACAGUCUACUUCCUCGAUAUUGGACUGGGUUCAAUUGUACAGGAUCUUUCGGCGCUUGGAAAGUCGGGUCGCAUCCUCCGACGAACCAAUGAUGGAGAGUGCGAAACACUCAUUACCAACUUGAACUGUCCUGACGGGAUUGACUAUUCGCCCUCUGUUGGGCGCAUUUUCUGGACAAACAUGGGAAUCAGACCGGCCGCAAACGAUGGCUCCGUCAUGUCUGCCAACUUGGACGGCAGCGACGUACAGGUCGUGCUAUCAGAAGGCGCCGUGCAUACACCCAAGCAACUUGUUGUGGACGACACGAACCAAAAGCUUUACUUCUGCGAUAGGGAGGGAAUGCGCAUCCACCGGUGCGACUUCGAUGGUCAAAACCAUGAAAUCUUGGUGUGCAGGGGUGAAUUUGGUACCGAAGACCAGAAUGACCAAACCCGUUGGUGUGUUGGAAUUACCAUUGAUGAAACGCGCGGUAAAAUUUAUUGGUCUCAGAAGGGUCCCUCUAAGUCGAAUCAGGGACGCAUUUUCCGUGCAAAUAUCAAGAUGCCUGCUGGUGAGACGGCUACCAACCGAACAGAUAUUGAAUCUCUAUUUGAGGGGUUGCCUGAACCGAUCGACCUCGAAAUCGACACAGAUACUGAGACGCUCUAUUGGACUGACCGCGGAGAGCACCCGUAUGGCAACACAUUGAACCAGGCAUCCGUUGGCGCGGGGAAACCUCAUCUAAAGAUAUUGGCCCGUCAUUUUAACGAGCUUAUCGGGAUGAAGGUUGACUGGGCAAACCGGCAAAUUUACCUCAGUGACCUAGGAGGAUCUCUAUAUAGGGUUGAUAUGGAUGGGUCCAACAAGACUGUCCUCCAUAGCGACGAGGGGAGCUACUCUGGUAUCACUUUGGUUUGA